AUGGACCCAGGGGGCCCUGAGUUCCAUCACCCUGAGACCAACCCUCUCAUGCAGCGCAUCGGCGGGCAAUGGGCAGGUCCUCCGCUCCAGAAAUCCUUCCAGCUCGAAGUCGCCAACCUUCUUGGGCGAGGGAGAAAUACGUCGUUCCCGGGAGCCCAACCCGUCUCUUUCUCUGCAGAGCACAUUCAAGAACUCAAGAGUCAAGACUACUACGUCUGCGAAAAGACAGACGGCCUGCGCUACCUCUUGUAUCUCACCCAAGACGGCGACAGGGACAUCCACUACUUCAUCGACCGAAAGAACGACUACUGGUAUGUGCCCAAUCUGCACUUCCCGCACCACGAAGACAAAACAUUCCGACGAUUUCACACGGGCACGAUACUGGAUGGGGAACUGGUGGAAGACAGAUACCCGGAUCGGGAGCCGGUCAUCAAAUUCCUCGUGUUCGACUGCCUUGUCCUCGACCAUGUGGUCUUCAUGCAACGUCCUCUCGACAAACGCCUUGCCUACUUCCACAACCACGUCCUCCAGCCCUACAAUGCCAUGUUCAAGCAACAUCCAGAAUACACCAGGCCAUUUGUGCUCGAGGACAAACAGAAUGAGUUCAGUUACGCUCUGGAGAAGAUGUUCAAAGAAGUCAUCCCGAGGGUGAAACAGAUGCACGGAAAUGACGGCUUGAUUUUCACCUGCCGCGAUGCACCCUACAAGAUGGGCACAGAUCCACAUAUUCUCAAAUGGAAACCUCCCUCGGAAAAUACAGUUGAUUUCCUCCUCCGUAUCGAAUGGGCCAGAAUGGACCCGGACCCCGAUGAUCCAGAUCAAUCCCCGCAGCCCGACUUCUACUCGAUCCCCGAGAAGUUUUCCCUAUUCAUCCACCUCGGGAGUAACGAAUACUCAUACGUCGACGACAUGUACGUCGAGCCCCAGGAAUGGGAAGAGUGGAAGACCCUAGACCACCCUCUGCAGGACAUCAUCGUGGAAUGCUACCAGGACGAGCUGCAGCGGUGGCGGUUCCAUCGGUUCCGACACGACAAGGAGAACGCCAAUCACGUCAAGGUGUUCAAGAGUGUGAUCAGGUCGAUACAUAGCCAUGUGACGGAGCAGGAUCUGCUGAAUCACGCCGCCGAGAUCAGAGCAGCCUGGAAACUUCGCGUCGAGGAGGAGAAGCGGAAGAGACUGUCAGUGAAGCAGGAGGGGUGA
Messenger RNA from Cladophialophora psammophila CBS 110553, 1200 nucleotides. RefSeq names its product mRNA guanylyltransferase. Gene Ontology annotation, cellular component: mRNA capping enzyme complex. The transcript has a single exon. Gene Ontology annotation, biological process: 7-methylguanosine mRNA capping. Gene Ontology annotation, molecular function: mRNA guanylyltransferase activity; ATP binding. The record is from RefSeq and is a predicted model, not a curated record. Bases 1 to 1200 code for a protein of 399 amino acids. NCBI's taxonomy places the organism in Eukaryota, Fungi, Ascomycota, Eurotiomycetes, Chaetothyriales, Herpotrichiellaceae.